AUGGCGGACACUCCAGCUGAUUUCGGCGCUGCAAAAGGCUCAUCUCCAGCGCCAACAAGGCGCGACUCGCAGACUGCUGAGAAGGUAUCCAGAGCUUGCGAUAACUGCUCCUACUCAGGCUCCAAGUCAAAAUCCAAGUGUCUGCUGAGACCAGGCUCCAAAACUUGCGAGAAUUGCAGGUUCCUUGACGUCGCCUGCACCUUCAAUCGCACAGUGAAAAAAAGAGGGCCCCCAAAAGGCUAUGUCAAUACUCUCGAGCAAAGGCUCGCCUCGUUGGAGAGCAUCGUAACUGAACUUCGGGGUGGUCAUGCUGUAGCAUCGGACAAUUCCCCUGAAGAGUUGCUGCUUCCUACCCCAACUAGUAACAAUGGUUAUAAAAAUAAACAACAAGUUCACGAGGAAGAUUUUAAUCAACCCAUGGACCAGCCGGGAAUUCCUAUACCGACAAAAUCGUUGGUCCAGAAAAUUGACAGCACGUCGGAGAAGUCAACCGUGCUGGGCUACUUGUCGAUUGACGAGAACACGACAAUGCGAUAUCAUGGACCAUCGUCGGGACUUUAUCUCAUGACAGCAUCGCGAGUCUUUGCAUCUCCAUUCUGGCAGUUUUCAAACCCUGGAUUCUGGCCCCGCAGCAAAAACACGACGUUUCGAACGGAAGACGAGAUAGUCUCGGCGGCAGAUGCAAUUCUGGGGGGAAUCCUUCCUAGUCUUGCUGUGCAAAACAAACUACUCGAUGCCUUUUGGGCUUAUGUCCAUCCUUACUUUCCCACCGUGCACAAGGAAACCUUCCUCUUUCAGCUGAGCAAAGAUCGCCGAGGAAUCCCUCGUCAAGGGAGUUCGGCGCUUGAUCAGCUGGAGCGACGGAUUCCCCAGGUUCUGCUGCUGUCUAUGUUUGCCCUGUCCGCUAGGUUUGUCGAACAUCGCGGAGGGCGUGAAGAUAGUGAUCCGGGUGAUGAGUACGCAAUCAAAGCAGAGACACUUAUUGCCCAGCACAAGCAAAGUAGUAUCAACUGCUGCUUGGCUUUACUCAUGAUGGCAUAUCGUGAGAUUGGUACUGGCGGCUCAAUCAGCUGGAUGUAUGUUGGUAAUGCAAUACGAAUGUCCCAAGAUCUGGGGCUUCAUCGGGAUCCAACCGUGUGGAAAAACACAAAUUGUUUCCGGAACAUGUCUACAGUUGAAAUACAGAUCCGGCGCUUGAUCUGGUGGGGGACAUUUGUGCUAGACAGAUACAUUUCAGCAUGGCAGGGCAGGCCCUGUGCAAUCCACGAAGAUGACUUUGACACCCAGCUACCUAAUGACAGCCCACACGGAACUAGAGAUGUGCCUCUUGCUUGUUUUGCACAAGUUAUCAAAUUAUCUAUUAUUCAAGGCCGAAUACACCGAGAGUUCUACUCGGUCGGAUCGAAGGGGCUCGAUUGGAGUAAGCUACACGAGUUUGAAAAUAACCUUAAUGAAUGGGAGGCACAGAUUCCCGAUUUUCUGGCUAUUCGCCAAGGCGUCCGACUCCCCGUGCCAGUAAUUGUGAUGCAUUCGCAGUUUUGGAACUGCAAAGUGCUGCUCCAUCGUCCAUUUAUAACGCACGACUCCAACGAACCCCAAACGAACAAUUCAUCUCUCCUUGCUGCAACCUCAGCCGCCGUCGCAAUAGCUAAUCUUCUCGAACACUUUACCUCGUCUUAUAGCGCGUCUUUUGCACCCCCAUUUUUCAACUAUUACUCUUUCACGGCGAUCAUCAUGCACCUCUUCAACAGAGCUACAUACCCUGUUCUUUUCUCACCGUCGGCUUUGACCCAUUGCACAGACUGUUGUCGGAAGAUGAGUAGUAUAUGGUCCAGCGCAGUACGAACAUUGCAUAUUGUCGAGGGAAUCGAUCACGAAAUCGACCACAUCUUACCCGGUUCUACAGCCAUGUACACAGCAGCCACCGCUGGAAACCAACAUAUGGCGUCGGCAUCAGCAUCAGCAUCCGGGCCGUCAUCGGGAAUGACAGCGGUUUUGAACCCGGAGAAUCACACAGGUGCUGACGACCAAGAUGCGGCGAAUUUUUGUUUUACUUCAUGGCCAUCGCCUAUCGUCGAUCCGGAUUGGCUAAGCCUGGAGACGUGGAGGGCUGAUGGCGCCGAUGUAGACGAGGUUACGAUGCUAUGA
Molecule: messenger RNA, 2148 nt
Organism: Talaromyces rugulosus
Lineage: Eukaryota; Fungi; Ascomycota; Eurotiomycetes; Eurotiales; Trichocomaceae
Exons: 7
Coding region: 1-2148 (715 amino acids)
Biological process (GO): regulation of DNA-templated transcription; DNA-templated transcription
Molecular function (GO): DNA-binding transcription factor activity, RNA polymerase II-specific; zinc ion binding; DNA binding
Source: RefSeq, a predicted model, not a curated record